CUCCAGAGAUGAUUCUGUUUGAGUUGUUUGACAGCAUUCUAAUUUAUUGCGCAAGUGGAACGUGCGUGUUGCAGAGCGGCAUAUGGUUUUAUGCUUACUGAAUGAAUACUCUCAUUUACUGAUUUACAACAGUUAAUUUCCAAAGUUUUCGCUUAUGGUAUUUAUGUAAUUCAGUUCGCAUAUUUUUUUGUAAAGAUUGCAGCGUUAGUGAUGUAAAUGCUUGUGAUAGUUGUCCACUUUCGGCAAUCUUCCGGGACAUACUGAGUUAAUCUAAUCCAAGUGUACAUGCGAUGACAUCAGCACGGGUAGCCAGUAACUGGAAGAAGCCUGACUAGUGUAAAUUAAUUGCAUUUUCUGCUUGGAGCAGCUGAAAACCUCAUCGAUUAUAUUACAGUCUGCUGCAUUGGUCCAUUGUAAACAAUGUAAGAUCCUUGUUGUGAUCUGCCUGACGGGAGAGACUUUUUUGGGUUUUGUUGAAUUUGGGACCGAUCUGUGUGGCACGCAGUCACGGCGCGCUGCUCAUUAGCGAGGCUCUUUUCUAGGCGAAUGAAUAAACAGUGGGAGGCUUUGCUGAUUUAAUAUGGUAGAGUUAGCGUAGUGAUAAUGAAGCAGCAGUGGUGUGCUGGUGUGGUGACUGUUUGAAAAUUGAAUCUAUAUUUAGAAGGGUGAGGAAUUUGCAAAAUGCUAGUUGGCAUGAAAAAUAAGGUCGAACUAAUCAUUGGCUCUCACCAUUUUAAAUGGCAGGAUAUAUGAACGGCAGCCACGGCGUUUGUGGCGCACAGACCACAUUUUCAAAGAGAAGAAAGUGCACUCAACUGCAACUGUUCCGGCGAACAGUUGGACGCGGUCGCUUGUUACGCCGUGCGCCCGGAAAAAUUACCAUAAUAAGCUGAACAGUUGAGACUUUGCUGCUUCGACUUUUUAUGAUCGGUUUAGUGCAGAUUCUCUGGACAAAUGGCUCAUUUUGAUUUUUUUCUCCAGUCAUACCGCCCAGAAGAUGCAUUGCCGCUUGGCAUGCAUUUUAGCGACUCAUUAGUUAAUGCGAAUUCUAACUUGGGAGCAUCUUUAUGCACAGGAACACAAACGGAUCUGCUGGAGAACGACGAUGUCAAGUCGGAAGUUCCGCUGUAUUUACCCACCAACAAUAUUGACAAUUCUGCGCUGACGAGUGGUGUUAGCGCGGGCAAUAUGAUGCCGACAAGCACCACGCAGACGACCGCACCAGCGGCCACACAACUCCCCAUGAGGCUGCAGGAUUCGGCACCGAAAAGACUCCAUGUCUCCAAUAUUCCCUUUAGAUUCCGCGAUCCUGAUCUAAAGGCGCUAUUUGAGCCAUUUGGAACAGUGACGCAAGUUGAGAUUAUUUUUAAUGACCGAGGAUCGAAGGGAUUCGGUUUUGUGACAUUUCAAAGUGCAUCCGAUGCUGACCGCGCCAAAGAUCACUUGAACGGGUCUGUCGUAGAUGGACGAAAAAUAGAGGUCAACGACGCAACCGCCAAGACCAACACGAAAGCUAAACCGACGUCAUCGUCCCCAUACGCGGCCAGAGUGCAUGUUGUUGGCUCGCCUAUUCAGAGGAACCGUUCAUCCUCGAGUCUCUUGAGAACCCAACCGUAUCAAGCGGCCCUGCUUUCCCGCAAUGCACAGACCUUGGCGGCGCAUGGACUAUACUCGGCGGCUGGCCUCUAUACGGAUCCCUAUGUGCUUGCCGGUUUGAAUCAAAUGACGAAUCUGGCCGCGGUGGCCAGUGCUCGAGCCAAUCCCUAUACCCAGUUAACCGCAGCGGCAACAUCAUUGCCAACGCAUCUCGCGGCAGCAUUGGGUGCUUACCAGAAUAAUGCAGCAGCACUGGGCGGUUAUAGCCGGGAUUUACUGGGAGCUAGCCAGGUGGAUCUGCUCAAUCGGCAUGCCCUGGCCCAAAUCUGGAAUCCUACGACGCCACAAGCGCCCAACGGGACAUCGGCCUGGUUUUGAGGGAUGCCUAAAGAAUAAGCCAUUGACUGUGUGUGCGGGGGGAAGAAUCAAAUGCUGAACGUUGCUCCUGAUAUUGCUGAAUGUUGCCAAUGGACUGUGUGCGACAGCCAAGUUGCACCGGUGGAGUGGAAUUCCUCUGAGCUAGCUAAUCGUUGUAUAUCCGUUUCAGUCUCCUUUAACCAAAAUCAAUCGUUUUGCUUUGUAUAUAGACAUGCACUGAGGACUCAUCGUAGCCGAUGAGCGUUAUGCCGUUGUAAUCAAACCACGGGUGCAUUUUUUUGCGCAGCUGUUUAAAGGAUUCUCGUUGUGGUUAUUAUAUUUUUUGGUUUAUGGUUAUAGCAAUCUCUGGGUGUGAGAGAUCUGAGUUAAUGCGUUAGCUUUAACUUAUUUUCCUUUAUGUUUUCGCGGUACAGAAAUUACUCAAACUGGCAUUCUCUUCUGGUUGCAGCGUGCAGUCGCUGACCGGAUGUGCCGUUCUUUCUGUGACGAACUCUUGUUCCUGUACUCUUGAUGCCAAAGCAAGUUCCGCUGGCUAGCUGCAUGGUUUGGUUAUAGUAUAAUUGUUUAUUCAAUAAACGUUAUAAACGU
Molecule: messenger RNA, 2562 nt
Organism: Paramacrobiotus metropolitanus
Lineage: Eukaryota; Metazoa; Tardigrada; Eutardigrada; Parachela; Macrobiotidae
Product: RNA binding protein fox-1 homolog 2-like
Exons: 8
Coding region: 955-1974 (339 amino acids)
Biological process (GO): nervous system development; regulation of alternative mRNA splicing, via spliceosome
Cellular component (GO): cytoplasm; nucleus
Molecular function (GO): mRNA binding
Source: RefSeq, a predicted model, not a curated record